Molecule: messenger RNA, 925 nt
Organism: Closterium sp. Naga37s-1
Lineage: Eukaryota; Viridiplantae; Streptophyta; Zygnematophyceae; Desmidiales; Closteriaceae
Source: the annotation of a GenBank genome assembly
GGGCCACAUCGUCGGGCUCCUCACCGCCGCCGCCAUGCGCCUCCUCGGCUUCUCCAAGCAGACCGCACCCAACGGCAUUCACUACUGGUUCCGCGCUCCCAAAAAAUCGACGCCAAAGCGCAAGUCCCACAAGGCAGCAGCAGUGGUGCCGAUUUUCGACAUGUCAGCAGCACCGACCGCGCCGCUGCUUGGCGCGAGCGGGGGGCGCGUGAGAAGGGAGGAGGCGGGGGAGGCGGAGGGGGAGGAGGGGGUGGUGCUGGUGCACGGGCUAGGGCUCGGCCUCACUCCCUACCUCUCGUUCGUCCACAUGCUCUCGAGAAGCUACUCGAAAAAGAAGCUGAUAGUGGUGGAGCUGGCACAUCUGGCAGUGCGCCUGUCCACGUCAUCACCCACCAUCGAUGAUGUGUCAGACGGGCUAACUGACGCGAUGGCGGUUCACGGAAUGCAAUCAGCCAUCUUCGUGGGGCACUCGUACGGCGCGCUCGUGCUCGCUCGGCAAGUGCGCAAGCGUCCUGAGACAGUCAGCGCCAUGGGCUUUGUGGACCCGGCCUGCUUCCUGCUCUGCCUCCCUAAAGUGCUCUUCAACUUUAUUUAUAAGGUCCCUGGCUCCUCCUCAAUAGGCGACACAAUAGCAGAGGCUGUGAGGUGGUUCCUGUGUGGGAGGGAGCUGCAGGUGGCGCGUGCUCUCUGCCGUGGCUUCAACUGGCACUCAUACCAGGUGUGGGCGGACGACAUCCCCGUGCAUCGCUCGGUGGUGAUGCUGGCAGGGCAGGACCAGAUCGUUCCCUCGGAGCACAUCAGAAACUACCUGGCCAACACGCCAGUGGAUGUGAUGUACAACGAUGGUUACCACCAUGCGCAAAUACUCUUCAGCGAUGCCAAGCAGCGGGAGUUCAUCACGCGCCUCAAGGCAGCUUGCCGCUGA